CCCCUGGUAACACCCCAUGAUCAAAGAAUCGCAAACAAGCUGCUAAUCACUUGUCAAGAGCUCCCUAACUACAUUAGCUCUAGAGUGAUCCGCGAGCUUGGUAGCUGGCUUGUGAUCGAGCAGUAAUGACGUCCAAGGCGUUCGCGCUGUUCCUGGCCGUGAACCUAGUUGUGCUGGGCGUAGCCAGCGCCUGUGCGCCCAACAGCCCGACGACACCCACGCCAUCGUCGUCGUCGUCCGGCUCGUGCCCCAGGGACGCGUUGAAGCUGGGCGUGUGCGCCAACGUGCUGGGCCUGAUCAAGGCUCAGGUCGGCGUGCCGCCCGCGGAGCCAUGCUGCCCGCUGCUGGCGGGGCUCGUCGACCUGGAGGCCGCCGUCUGUCUCUGCACCGCCAUCAAGGCCAACGUCCUCGGCAUCAACCUCAACGUGCCACUCGAUCUCAGCCUCAUCCUCAACUACUGCGGCAAGACCGUGCCCACCGGCUUCAUGUGCUGAUGAGCGCCUGGAUCUCAGCGCCUUGAGACAUCUUGUCUUUUAAUUUCAGCUCGGUUUUAAUGAUGCGUUGUUAUUUGAUUGCUUUUCCACGUAGUAUGAUGUACGACUAGUCACAUACAUGCAUGCACGCAUGGCCGGCCGUGCUGUCAAAUUGUAUUUUUUUCAUUUGUUGAAAAAAAGCCGGCGAUCACUUGUAUGCCGGUGCUAAGUUCCAAUCAAGUUUGGUUUGCGAUUUAUUUCACAGUUUCGCAUGCAUGUUCUGGUUAUAUUCUAGUCGUACUUGAGCA
Molecule: messenger RNA, 781 nt
Organism: Sorghum bicolor (sorghum)
Lineage: Eukaryota; Viridiplantae; Streptophyta; Magnoliopsida; Poales; Poaceae
Product: cortical cell-delineating protein-like
Exons: 2
Coding region: 126-494 (122 amino acids)
Source: RefSeq, a predicted model, not a curated record